AUGAUUGAGGAUGGAGAGCAGGUGCUUACUGAAGAGGAGGACAUCCGUAAAUCAACAGAGAAUUUCUUUAAGAGGUUGCUGACGGAGGAUGUAGGACCGCUUGUUGAUCCAGAUCUGGAUAUUAUUUCUUCUCUACCCCCGCAUGUGGACAUGGAUUUGCUGGAGAAGGCUCCUGUGGCAGAGGAAGUUAGGCAGAUUAUUUUCAGCAUGAAUGUGGAUAGUGCUACAGGGCCGGAUGGGUACUCUGCAUUGUUCUUUCAAAGUUGCUGGGACAUUAUUGGUGGGGAUGUGACCGAGGCUGUUUUGGACUUCUUUGGUGGCUCCCAGAUUCCAAGAGGUAUUGCAGCGACUCUAAUUGUUCUUGUCCCAAAGAAGAAGAAUCCGACAAGAUGGGCCGAGUUCAGGCCGAUCAGCUUGUGUAAUGUAAUGAAUAAAAUUAUUUCCAAGCUUCUUGCCUCAAGGAUGGCCCCGCUGCUACCUUUGCUCACAGUUCCAAAUCAAAGCGGCUUUGUUAAAGGACGACUACUUAGUGACAAUGUACUUUUGGCUAAGGAGUUGUUUCAUGAAAUCUGGAAAGGUGUGACGUCUCCAAAUAUGGUGUUAAAGCUUGAUAUGGAGAAAGCUUAUGACCGUGUCCAAUGGUCAUUUUUACUCAAAGUUCUAGGAAAGAUGGGAUUCUUGGAGAAAUGGCUAAUGAUGAUUGGGAACUGUAUAACUCCCUGUUGGUUUUCGGUGUUAAUUAAUGGGAGUGUGGCUGGUUUCUUCAAGUCGACAAGAGGGCUCAGACAAGGAGAUCCAAUCUCCCCCUCGCUAUUUAUCCUUGCAGCUGAUUACCUGUCGAGGUUGCUUGACCACCUUAUUUUGGAUCGAAAGGAAAUGUUAUGUCGCACGGCAAGAUACACUAUGGGGAUCUCGCAUUUGGCUUAUGCAGAUGAUAUAAUGAUCUUCUCGCAGGCCAAAAGUUCUUCUAUUUUGCAGAUAACAGAGUGUUUAAAACACUACAUGGAGGUAUCGGGCCAGAAAGUGAAUGUGAGUAAGAGUUGUUUCUACUUGGAUAAAAAGCAUAUUGCUUGGGCAAGAGAAGUGAGGGAGGUGCUUGAGCCUACAAAGGGGGCGAUGAGACAGAUUGAGCAAGUGAUGGCUCUCUUGGCUGAUACUGUGGAGGCUUUUAGCAUAAAGAUGUGGUGGUGGUUUAGAGGAUCUAACCGAUUUAGCCCGAUGAGGAGGAGAUUGUUCAAGGUUGGGGAAUUAUGCAGGGAGCAGGUCAGGUGGGUGGUGGGGGAUGGAAACAUUAACUUUUGGUAUGAUUCUUGGGUGAAAGAAUACCCGCUAGCAAGCAGGUACAACUCCAGGCCGUUGCUUCCUUCUUUGAAAGUCAGUGAUUUGUGGACGGGGGAACAGUGGAAUGAAAUGGAACUCUGGAGGAUGAUGGAGGAAGAGGGGCUACCGGAGGAUGUUGUUGUGCAGAUUUUGCAAAUUCCUUUUGAUAGGAGGGUUAGGGAUAGGGGUAGAUGGAAAUUAACUGGAAAUGGGGAGUUUUCUGUAGCCUCAGCUUGGGAAUUGGUGAGAAGUAAAGCUGGGAAGAGGCUCAUCUUUGAAAUGAUUUGGGGGAAAGAAAGAAAUGAAAGUGUGCAUAGGGAGAAGGUGUUUGAGGUUGGGAAUGUGAUAAAGAAAGUAAAUACUCAGUUGAGAUACUUGGUCUUGGCAAAGUUGAUAGGCCCAGAUCAGUGGAGGGGCUGCUGCCCACAAUUGGAUGUGAUGGUUGGUGUGACGAGUGUGGGACGGAGGGGGAGAGUUGAGAGGGUGCAGUGGCGGUCGCCAGAUAUGGGUUGGGUGAAAAUCAAUGUGGAUGGUGCUUUUUCGCCUAAUACACAUAGGGCCGGUGGGGGUGUGGUAAGAGAUUGUGAGGGAGAGAUACUUUCUGCAUUUGCUGCAGGUUUUGAAGUAAGAUCAGGUUUGGGAGCUGAGGUGGCAGCUGUUUUGGUUGGCGUGGCCCUGGCAAAGCAAUGUGGCAGGAACAUUUGGAUUGAAUCUGACGCGGAAUUAGUGGUUCGAUGGCUUGACACGGGUCAGCUGGGGCCGUCAGAGGUAUGUGUUGAGUUGGCCAAAGUUAGGAGAGAGCUGGAGGAAAGCAGGCUCGAGACUGAUGUAUACAAGGGAUUCGGUGCCUUCUCGGGUAAAAGUGUUAUGCAGGCUCGAUCAGAUGGGAUGGCCGAAUUUCCAGUUCUGAGGUUCGUUGAUGUUGCAGGGGUUCUAAUAUCUUACAGGGAGGUUGGUGAAGGAGGCACGGUGCUGGUCCGGGGGUGGCGCUGGAGACUGAGGUGCUGGAAAGCUGGUGCUGGCUCGGUGAUUGGAACGAUGCAAUGGAGCAGAUGGUUUUUUUGUUAG
Salvia splendens (bonfire salvia) is the source of this 2388-nucleotide messenger RNA. RefSeq lists its product as uncharacterized. The transcript has 6 exons. The coding region runs from base 1 to 2388 and encodes 795 amino acids. Lineage: Eukaryota; Viridiplantae; Streptophyta; Magnoliopsida; Lamiales; Lamiaceae. The record is from RefSeq and is a predicted model, not a curated record. Gene Ontology annotation, molecular function: nucleic acid binding; RNA-DNA hybrid ribonuclease activity.